AAACAUCUCAUCAAUAAACUCCCUCCGGCUUAUAGAAGUAUGAAAAUACCUAGAAUCUUCUUCUUUCAUUUCAGAUGAUUGACAUUCAUUAUUUUCGAAAUCUACUUGAUUUCUCUUCUUACUAGUUGGAAGGUGCAUUACGUCACCCCAAGACUUCAGCCAUGAUACUAGGACAAAUGUGCUACAUAGACUGCAUUGUCUUCCUGUUGUUGUUAAUACCCCAAUUACUUAUCCAUGUGGGACUGCUUGAUACGCUUCACUAUAUUAUCCAAGCUGCGCCAUUUUUAGGGUUACAAUUACCCGUGCAAUUUGUAAAGGAGCGCUAUUUUACUCCAUUGAAAGGCCAGUCACCAUUUGUUCGCCAAGCGUCGCCGUUUGAGGACUUUGUCAUACGUUGUGUGAGAUAUGCAUUUGCGACCAUUCCCCCGAGCAUUGGCCGCGUUUUCUUCUCCAAACAAGUCGCCUUGCCUUUUUUGAGGUUUCGCAUGCUGCGGCAUGGAUAUCUGCGUUCUCCCAUCUUCUGGCGCGAAGUAAAUCAGAGUGGACUUCAUGGAGUAUGGAUAAUUGCAGAUCAGAAUAAGAGUCCGGAUGUUGUCGUUUAUUAUUGUCAUGGAGGUGGGUUCUUCAUGGGCUCAAGUUACUUCUACAUGGAAUUCUUGCUUGCCUGGAUAAGUCUGCUUAAGGAGCGCGGAUAUGCAAAUCCAGCUGUUUUUGCCUUGGAAUACACCCUUGUUCCGGAUGGGGUAUAUCCAACUCAGCUUCAGCAGACCUUGGCCGGAUACAUGCACGUGAUUUCCAUCAUUGGAGACUCGUCUCGCGUUUGUGUUGCGGGAGAUUCGGCAGGCGGCACUUUAAUCCUCAGUCUAUUGCUGCAUCUCGCCAGUUCUGAAGCUGGUGAGAAGACUCGUCCUGGAUUUGCGGCACUUAUAUCUCCUUGGACGACGCUGGUCAGCUCCAAGCAUCGUAACACAGCGAGCGACUACUUGGACGCCGAAAGGCUGCAUCUUUUCGGACGGCAAUAUGCUGGUUCCAAUGCUUCAUUAGAUGACCCACUUGUGUCUCCUGGGACGUGCAAAGAUAUCGAAUGGUGGAAGCGUGCGGCGCCGCUGCACGGUUUCUUCGUCAGCUCAGGAUCGGAAGAGGUGUUCAGCUCAGAGAUUCGCGAUACAGUGGCCAUCCUUGAAAAGGCUGGCGCUUAUGUUGAAGUCCAUGAAGAGCAGGGGUCGAUUCAUGCCUGGCCAGUCGCUACACUGUUUCUCAGCGACACAUCAGUAUUGCGGCAAAAGGGUUUGCGCUAUAUAACUUCGGCAAUGCAUCAGUGCAUGUCAUAAAAGGAUGCACUUUUUCUUAUCAACAUACCUAAAGAAACUUCUCGUUCUAGCGUAUAGACAACUCAUGAGAUAGAUAUCUGCUUUACGA
This is a messenger RNA of Xylona heveae TC161, 1419 nucleotides long. Its product is annotated as alpha/beta-hydrolase. The coding region runs from base 162 to 1331 and encodes 389 amino acids. The transcript has 4 exons. Gene Ontology annotation, molecular function: hydrolase activity. The record is from RefSeq and is a predicted model, not a curated record. Lineage: Eukaryota; Fungi; Ascomycota; Xylonomycetes; Xylonales; Xylonaceae.